Messenger RNA from Solanum dulcamara, 3227 nucleotides. Its product is annotated as transcription factor bHLH157-like. The coding region runs from base 808 to 3042 and encodes 744 amino acids. The transcript is spliced from 11 exons. Gene Ontology annotation, biological process: regulation of DNA-templated transcription. Lineage: Eukaryota; Viridiplantae; Streptophyta; Magnoliopsida; Solanales; Solanaceae. The record is from RefSeq and is a predicted model, not a curated record. Gene Ontology annotation, molecular function: protein dimerization activity; DNA-binding transcription factor activity.
GAAUUCUCCAAAAAAGUCACUUCACGCUUUCCGCAAAGCCAUCAUCUUCGUCUCUCUCUCUCUCUCUCUCUCUCUCUCUCUCUCUCUCUCUCUCUCUCUCUCUCUCUCUCUCUCUCUCUCUCAUCUCGUAGCCGCCGUUGCAAAACAACAGUGAGAUUCCUGCCGGAAAAUGAGUUCGUCGUCGUCGUUCUUCGUCUCUUGAAAACUCUUCACAGUACUAUUUCAUUGAUUUUACUUUCUUAAAUUGCGUUGUGGAAGAAGAAUAAGGAGUUCAAUUCGAGUUACUAAGUAUGGACGCUAAACAAUUCGAAGUUUACAAAAGUUCUUUUCUUUGAAGCUGCAGCUUUCUGUUCAUCAAACAUUUACCAAUUUAUCUCGUGGAUCUGGCUUUGAGUUUUGGAUACUCUCUCGGUUAUUUAGUGGACGCACCCAAGUCGCUGUGAAUAGGAUUGAGGCUUCUUCUCUGCUUUUCUUGUCCUUUGAUCAGCAUUUACUGCAUUAUUUGCUUUUCUGUUGGUGUUAAAGUGAUGGACAUGUUCUCAGCCUUGCUUUCUCCUUAAUUUCCUGCACUAAAUCUAUUUUUAUGCCCUUUGCAUCAAUUUGCUUUCUGUUAGUUGGAGAGAUCAUCAAAAGAAUGGACAUGUUGCUUUUGACUUCAACUGAACCCCCAAUGAAACGCAGAGCUGGUUUAUUUAUAGUUCAGGCUGGGCGAGGAUCAUAUCGAGGAAGUUAGUCAGUUAGUUGGUCGUACAUUGGGUUGCUAUUUUCUGAAUUUUGGAGCUUUUGAUUUACUUAGAAUAAAGAAGAAUGAGUGCUGCUUCCUUAAGGCAUUUCCUGGAAAGUCUCUGCUUCAAAUCUCCAUGGAAUUAUGCAGUGUUCUGGAAGCUUCAGCACCAGUGUCCUACGGUUUUGACAUGGGAAGAUGGAUAUCUGGACAUUCAGUGUGCUAAAGAACCUUACAGAAGUCUAAUUGGCAAUUAUUGUAGCAAAAACUUGAAUGAGUUAUCCCCAAACUGUGGCUCAAGAUCACAUAAUGGAUAUUUGGGUGCACAUCCAAUUGGCUUAGCCAUGGCUGAGAUGUCAAGUACUUAUCACAUAGCAGGAAAAGGGGUAGUCGGUGAAGUGGCAUCUUUGGGCAUCCCACGCUGGAUUUCUUCCGACAGUCUAGCACCCGCAGAGAUCAGCUUUGGUUCUAUCGCUGAGUGUCCAGAUGAGUGGAUGCUUCAGUUUGUCACUGGCAUUAAGACUAUAUUGUUGGUACCUUGUCUUCCUUGUGGGGUUCUGCAACUAGGAUCAAUGGAAGCGGUACCUGAAAACAUGGAGAUGGUUACCAAUUUAGCUGAAGAAUUUGAUGCCUAUUUCAAAAUUGUGGAGAACCUUUUACCUGGUGGAGAAAGCUGUGAAUUUCUUCUACAGUCCACCCUGUCAGAGACUUUGAAUAUACCAUCUGCAACUACCAUAAAUAAGGUGAAUGAAGAUGAUGUAGCUGCUGAUAUACCAAUUCUGAAAGAUCACAAAUUAUCAGCUGCAUUUCCAAUGACUUCAUUCAUUGAGAUUCAACAUCCGUUUCAGUUAUCUGGACAACACACGCAAAAUAUACCCAAGAAUGAAAAUGAAAGCAAAAUUGGUAAAUUUGUUGAACACGUGCCAAAUGUUCUCAAAAAUGCAAAUGAAAGGGAAAUUACAAUGCAACAUGCGGACAUGAUUAAUCUAGUGAAGCAACUCGCUCAUGAAUAUUCUGAUGAUAAUAGAUCAGGGAUAACCGAAAGCAGCUUCGGUAGAUCUUCUUGCCAAACAAUAGAUAUAGAUGCCUUUUCUUACUCUAGCUGCAAUGUCGGCGGAGUCGGUGUUUCCAAUGAGGUAGAUUUUUACUUUGAUGGAGACAUGCUAGGUCCAGGAUCUUUUGGAAUGGAUUGCAGCAAUACUAUUCUCGAAAAUGUAAGUAAUUCUUUUAGCUGCCCAACAGAAUGUGAACUAUACGGAGCCUUUGGAAGUACAAUUCACAACUUGUCUGGCUUUAGCACAAAUACUACUAGCAAAUCCAUCUAUACUGCAGAUUGUAUGUUUGAUAUUGAGCCAUCAUUUGGGCAAUCAAAUGGAUGGCAUCUGAAAGAAGAUAAUGAAGAGAAUCUUCUGGAAGCGAUUGUUGCCAGUGCUUGCUGUUUUUCUGAUGAUUACUCGGUCCACAAAAUGGCUGGUCUGGAGUCCUUAAACAUGUCAUCAGGAAAACCUGUCCCUUCUCGCAAAAGGCAAAAUCAAUCUGCAGAAAAUGAUUCAGUUGGAGAUGUAGUUACACGAAGCACUCUUGCAUCGGCUUCUGGUGGGGUAGACAAAUAUGCUUCGACUAACUGUACGCGUUCCGCUUCUUCAUUUGAUUGUGUUGUCAGUGCAUUUAAUGAGGGGCAGCAUCAGACAAAAGUGUUUAGCUCUUUGAGUUGUCACAAUGAGUCAAAAAUAUCUAAUACUAACAAGAAAAGGAGGCGGUCUGGUGAUAGUCAUAAGCCCAGACCACGAGAUAGACAGUUAAUUCAGGACCGGCUUAAGGAAUUGAGGCAACUUGUCCCUAGUGGUGCCAAAUGUAGCAUUGAUGGUUUACUAGAUAAAACCAUAAAGCACAUGCUGUUUCUGCGAAGUGUUACUGAUCAGGCUGAUAAACUAAGGUUCCAGGCUCAGACAGAGGUAGCCCCUGACAAUACCCUUCAGUCACCUGAAGUAAAAUCUAGUAAUCGACAAGGCACCUGUUGGGCUCUCGAAUUGGGAAGUGCGGACCAGAUAUGCCCAAUAAUUGUCAAAGAUUUGGAAUACCCUGGACACAUGCUUAUAGAGAUGAUGUGUGACAACCAUGGACGUUUCUUAGAAAUUUCUGAUGCUAUUCACCGUUUGGAGCUGACGAUUUUGAAGGGUGUGAUGGAAAAGCGUUCAGAGAGCAGCUGGGCUCACUUCAUUGUUGAGGCUUCAGGAAGCUUCCAUAGACUGGAUAUCUUCUGGCCACUGAUGCAGCUCCUACAGCAGGUUCCAAGUUCUGUUUCACGCAACAUCUAGUUGGUUUAUUGAAUUAUAUGCGGAGAUUUGACGAUUGGGAGCUUUGUAAUGAACCUGGAUUUAUUUUCUAUAAUUUGUAUCUACUAAAUAGCAUCUAUAGUAGUUUGAACACCUUGAACGUGUGAUAUUAGUAUGUAACCAUGUGAAUGUAUGAAAGCCUGAAAUCCACCGAGUUUGACAUCCUA